GCGCAAGUAUUGAAUUCAUUUUUAUUUAUAAAUAAGCAAAGGCAACGGAAUCGCAAAUACAAAUGCAAAUCGCCGACGCAAAGCCCAACGACGAAUGAAUUGACAAUGACAAAGAGUAUUAAACGUAUCAGUCUCCGUCUCGGUCUCCGCACUUCUAGUAGUUAUGGGGGUAUUCUCCUAUCCCAUGUGAUAUUAGCUUGUAUCUCAGCAGCGAUCAGCACGCCCCCCUCAUGCGGCCUAUACGGCGCGCCGCCUUGCCAAUUCCUGCCAGCGCCGCCGGGACAGACACCCAACUGCGCCAGGCCCGGCAAAACCUACUGCGAGCACGUCGAUAACUAUCCCACAUAUCUCAUUAAGAGUCUCGUACGCAAGUGGGGCUACGAGGCGGCCUCUUUGCUGGUCGACGAGACCUGGGAGGAAUUCUCGGCCGUUGCCUGGUCGGACACGCCCGUGUUCUACGAUCCGAAGUCCAUCUUUCCGCAGCGCGAGUUUGCUAACGGGCAAGAUUUCAACGGCUACAGCUAUCAGACGCCCUUUGGCGGUGUGCCACAGCGCGGUGCAGGCAAUUCUCUCUUCGCAUCCAACCCCACAACAGAUGCGCCCACGUACCUACUGUACACCUCGUCGGCCAAUCGUGGGGGCUUUCGCACGGGCGGUCAGCAACACGGCGGACAGUCUGGAUCCGGCACUGGAACGAGGCAUUUGUACUACAGCAAUGGCAAGACGCCCUACAAUGCGACGCUCUGGUUGAAGCGUAUCGUGCGCGACUUGAGUGUUAAGCAGAAGGCCAUUCAGGCAGAGCAAUCAGAGAUGCAGCAGCUUAAGGAGCAGGCCGUGAAAAUGGCAAAGGAGGCGAGCGAACAGCAGGAGGUAGAGCGGAAGCAGGAUCAGCAGGAGGAGCGGGAGGAGCAGCAUAAACGCAGCAUGCGUGAUGUAUCGCUCAACAUGGAUCUCUUAGAUAUUGUGGGCGUCAGCGACAACAACAGCAAUACAAAAAAUAAUGAAAAAUCGCGAAUCAAACGACAAAGUCCGUCGCGUUCCACACUUUGCGAAACGACAUCGCAGUUCAUAACACCGCAAGCUGCUCUCAAUUCCCGGGGCAAUUGGAUGUUUGUCGUCAACGAGGAGAACACCGCACGUCAGAUGGUCAAGGCGGAGCUUUGUGCCUCAAACACAUGCUCGAACCUGUGCGAUCUGCCCAAUGGCUACAAUUCCAGGUGCGAGCAGAAGUUUGUACAAAAACGUUUAAUAGCGCUUCAGGGCAACGGCCAAAAUCUCUACACGGACACGUUCUGGUUUCCCAGUUGCUGUGUCUGCACUAUAGCCGCCAAUUAGGCAGCCACGUACGUACUACGUAGCAGGAGCCAGACGCACAACGACGACAGAGAUAGCAACAACAGCGACAGAGAGAGCGACAGAGCGAGUCCUAUUCACACAUCCGAGUAGCCAUUCACUGUAUCGAGUAUUGAAAUUCGAUAUGAACACGAUUUUUGCAGCAAAUAAUUGAUAAUUAAAUUUUAAACAAGCACACACACAUGCACAAUGUCAUAUGCACACCCACACACACGCCCAAGC
Molecule: messenger RNA, 1575 nt
Organism: Drosophila arizonae
Lineage: Eukaryota; Metazoa; Arthropoda; Insecta; Diptera; Drosophilidae
Gene: spz5
Product: spatzle 5 Toll-1 receptor
Biological process (GO): innate immune response; central nervous system formation
Cellular component (GO): extracellular region
Molecular function (GO): growth factor activity; Toll binding
Source: RefSeq, a predicted model, not a curated record